Heteronotia binoei (common prickly gecko) is the source of this 436-nucleotide messenger RNA. Its product is annotated as ribonuclease pancreatic-like. The coding region runs from base 5 to 436 and encodes 143 amino acids. The record is from RefSeq and is a predicted model, not a curated record. NCBI's taxonomy places the organism in Eukaryota, Metazoa, Chordata, Lepidosauria, Squamata, Gekkonidae. Gene Ontology annotation, molecular function: nucleic acid binding. The transcript has a single exon.
CAAGAUGCCCCCCAAGAUCUCCUUCUGGCUGCUGCUGCGUUUGGCCGUUCUCUUGGCAGCUUUCCUGGCACAGUCCAGCGAAGGGGCCACCUACCGGGAUUUCGCCCAUAGGCAUAUCGAUCAUCCGAGAACCAGAGCCCCCAACCCCAAUGCCUACUGCAACCUCAUGAUGAGGCGGAGAGGCAUGAUGAAUAGAUUUUGCAAGCCCACCAACACGUUCAUCCACAACAGGCCCAGCACCAUCCAGGCUGUCUGCAAUAGGGGAGGGCGGCCAGUGAAUCACAAUCUAUACGACAGCAGAAGCCGCUUCCGCGUCACCACCUGCCGAAAUAGAGGCCGGUAUCCUCGCUGCCAGUAUGUCGGCAGACAAGAGUCCAGGAGAAUUCGUUUGGCCUGUGUCAGGAGACAGCCGGUUCACUUCGAGAGGCUCAUCUAG